Molecule: messenger RNA, 4167 nt
Organism: Kuraishia capsulata CBS 1993
Lineage: Eukaryota; Fungi; Ascomycota; Pichiomycetes; Pichiales; Pichiaceae
Exons: 1
Coding region: 1-4167 (1388 amino acids)
Biological process (GO): tRNA methylation
Molecular function (GO): RNA binding; tRNA (guanine) methyltransferase activity
Source: RefSeq, a predicted model, not a curated record
AUGGAAGUCGGAACAGUCACCAAACUGGCUUCUCUGUUGCCAGAGGAGCAAAGAAAGAGUAUCGCUAUUGGUCUAGCUCAAGACCUGACUGAGGGCCAGACUCUAAGUUCAAUCGAAGUACUUUCAGAACUGGUGAACGUGGUUUCUUUGGAAACAAAAAAGGAGAUUUCUCCUCUGGUUUAUGAAUUAUUUGCUGAUAUUGUUGGAAAUAAUAUUCAGUCUGAGUUGAGCCCAGCAGUGUACAAACUGUGUGGACAAUUCGAGGAUGUUUCAGUCGAUGUUCUCUCUCUGAUCAGUGCUAAGCUUAGAGCAUAUGCUUUGAAAAAUAGGAUGAACUUUGAGGAACGCAUGAGACUUUUGAACAGUUCUGAUUUUAUGAAUGUGGCUACCAUCGAUUCCUCGGAGGUUCUGGACCUAUUUGGGUUUUUGAAUGUGCUAUUCAAAGAAAACGAUAACCUGGCAAGGUUGAGAUUGGAUGAGAUCAAUGCAUUAUGUUAUGCAUAUGUUACAUGCGAUGAAGAGAAAAUAUCCACUGCAGCUGCUAAUAUCAUGAGAUGGAGACUCUCUUCAUUCAAUGAGGAUGGUGCCUUCUUAAAAAUGUGGGAGUGUAUUUCAACUUUAAUGACUGCUCAUGACUCGUUCAAGAGAACCAAUGGUUUGAUAUUAUGGCUAUGUUAUCUGAAAGAGUUUGCUAAGUCGGACGCGAAGCUUCAAAGUAUCUAUAGUACAGGAGAAUAUUGGCAGUUUUUGAAACAGAGUUUACUGGACGACUCACACGAUCACAAGAAGAUGUCAUUGUCUAUUAUUCAGUUGACUGUGACCUCCAUCUCUAAAGAUAUCGACACUGACAUCAUGACAUGGAAAAUGGAUCGUGCUUCAGUGUACAUAGAGUCAUGGAAGAGGUUCUGUACUUUGUACGAAAUAGUGGGUAUAGACUCUUCUUUGCAUCAAGCCGAAGAUGCGGCGCCAGAUUUGGUGGGGUCGUUAUCUCUGGACUCUCAUAUUCCCACAGCAUUCGCACUCACUUUGCUAUCAAUUGGUUUUAAGUCUUCCCAGGAAAGUAUAAGAAGGGUUGCCAUGAAUUUGGUUUUCUCCAUUCCCCAGAACAAUCUGAUGCUAUUGACCAGCGAUGUCUCAUUCCUGAGAGACACUUUCUUACCUUUCGUACUGCACGCCUUCCAUUACUCCGUCAAAAAAGACGCUACGGGACUUUUCUGUCCGUUUUUGACCAAACUCGUGGACUUUAUUUGCAACUGCUUGUCAAACCAGCAAGAUCAAGAGGGAGUUUCGGUUGUUUGCGAGGCCAUCCUGCAGGUUCUCGUCAAGAACAGAUUGGCUUUUGAUGUCGCCAGAAUCGCUUUAGCACUCGGUCUGCUUAAAGGACUGAAUGCAUCUAAGUUUAAUAUCUUGGAUGACGACCAUGUCGGCAUGAUAGUUCAAAUGUUCGAAAGCGAGUCUGAAAAUGAGAUUUACGAAAAAACCCUUCAGACGGUAUUUCUUAGGAUCCUCCUUUUUGCGAACUCUGCAGCUAAUGAGAAGUACGAGAGCUUGGGCAGGUUUCUGCAGAUGAACCAACAAUUGGGUAUUACGAUCCUGAAAGAAAAUAUUCACCUUGUCAAGGCGAGUCCCAACAUCAAUAAAAUCGACCAUGGUUCACUCAGGACGUUAAGUACUUAUGCAUUGGUUGCAUAUGUCAUUGUCGAGGAAAGGGCCUCUGGUGCGGCUGAACUCAGCAACGUCUCCAAGAACGACCUGAUAACCGUUUGUUCUAUGAUUGACAGCACCCCGGUCAGAUCUCCUAAUUGCGCCGUUUUGAAUGGACUAGAUAUUUUCUUCGAUUGUAUUCAGAAUGAAGAAGUCAGGCAUCUUUAUGGCUCUCACAUUCCAACUACACAUGGCUCAUUGUCAGACACCUAUGAUCAGAUAUCCGAUGUGCUGAUCAACUCGGAGGACGAAGAUGAUUUAAUAUUGGCAACAUACAGACUUGAGCUGCUUUCAAAGAAUCAAAAGUUUCAGCAAAAAUCUCUUGAAACAUAUUUGUUGCUUGCAGAAAAGUCAUACGCAAGCCUGAAGACGUCACACUCCACCUCCAAGACUUUCUACAAGGUGAAAGACAUAUUCUACUCUUCCAUCUUCCGUUUCUGUUUGAAUGUGAAUAUAGAAGAAAGACAAUUGAAAACAGCAAUCUCCAUUGCAGAAGUCGAUUUUACUCUUUAUGACUCAGAAGGCCGUUUAUUACUGGUGAAUUUCAUCCAGCUUCUGUUGGAGCUGCCUUUCACAGGAAGUCAUGUUAAACCUUUGGUAAUUGUUCUGGAAAACCUCUGGGAUGAGCUGGUUGAGGACAGACUAAUACUGAAACAAAACAAAAUUCAUUGUUCUUUGAUUCGAGCUCUUUUCCAUAAAUCAGUCCUCUCUGCUGCUUUGGAUGAUUUAAGUAUUGGUGAGGUACUGACCCGAGUUGGGUCGGAGAUUUUGACUCAGUCGCACUCCAGAAGAUCGUUGUUACCUACCUUGUUUUCAGCAAUUGAUGCUUAUGAUGAUCUUGCAGCAUUGCAAAACAUGGAAUUUCUCAUACCCGUGAUAGUCCGUGGUAUUUCGACCAAACAGGUCACCACCAAUUUGUUCACGUUGGAACCAAUCAUUGCUCAGAUCUACGAUCAAGAAGUUGACUCUACUACUGCCGCCGAAGGAUUAUAUGCAAAAGUCUACGGCGUCGAAGAAGUCUCUUUUCGUGUGGCUAUGGCUUCUAUUUUGGCCAAACUGCAAAAACCGGAUUUUAUUGUGACAUUUUUUGACUUCGUUGAAAACCAUGAGUCCGAGCUCAACCUAUUUCAUCCGAAAAAUCGCAGCGAUGGACUCGAGGAAUGGAAAAGAAUACAGCUUCUUUCCAUGAUGAUAAUUUUAAUGACAUCUCUUCCACCAAAUGAGGUUCAAAAUCUUACCCAGAAGUUCGGUUUGGCAAUGCUGUUUAAGGAACAGAGUCCAUUAUGCCGCGUAUAUCUGGAAUGGAUGAUUGCAUUGUGUUUGCUGAAAAAUCCCUCUUCCAGAAUCUCUAUUUUGGAACAAUUCAGCAUUGACAUUUCUCAGCAAAGUUCCAUUCAAAUCACCACUUUUGAGAGAAUUUGCGUUUUGCUAGGACAGAAGUUGGAAGGAGAAGAGGCUGCUAGUUUCAUGCGAGACUUCGUGGUGAAGUAUCUGGUUCCAUCUGCCACCUCGAACAAAGCAUGGCACAGGCAUUUUGCGGUCUCUCUGGUGUGUUCUGUUUAUCCAGAGAUCAUCAAGCGCAAACUUCCUUUGAGCUCGGAUGUUCUCGUGACGUUAGAGAACGUCUAUCGUAUUGCUGCUGCUUCAGAAGGCUUUGGAACUCAUAGAAAUGGCGACGCGCAUCUUUGGGAUAUCGUCAAAGAUCUGACUCUCGUUGGUGUUUUUGGUGGGAUUUUGCUCAAAGUUUCUGACAGGACGGAUAUCGAUUCCAUUCCGGCAGUUUCAUUUGCCAAGUACCUGAAGCAUGAAGAUGUGCGCAUUCCUAUCGGAGCUGACUUUGAGUCAUUCAAGGCUGGAGCUGCAAUUGAUGCCCAUUCUGAUUAUUUGAAAGACUUGAAAAAAUCCAGUUCCCCGCUCCAGAAGAAAAGCGGUACCUGGUCCACUCCGGUAGACGUUGAUCAGGUUAUUGGCAAUGGAAAUGCAACCUCAUCCAUCCAACGAUCUGACCUAAUCGUGGUAUCCUCGCUCGUGGACAAACCUCCAAAUCUGGGAGGUAUUUGUCGAUUAUGUGAUGUUUUGGGUGCGGGAUUGUUGACUUUGGGAGAUAUUAGAGUCAAGGAUCACAGAGACUUCAAGAAUGUGGCCGUGACUGCAGACCGUUGGAUGCCCAUGGUGGAAGUCAAGCCUGAAAGCAUUGCAGACUACAUGAUAUCCAAGAAAAAAGAAGGAUAUACACUUGUUGGCCUAGAACAAACCGAUAAAUCGGUAGUCCUCGACGAGAAGUUGAAAUUCCCAAAAAAGUCGUUGAUUUUGUUGGGAAGGGAAAGAGAAGGUAUACCUGGUGAUCUCCUGGCGAUACUCGAUAUGUGCAUCGAGAUUAAACAAGUUGGUGUCAUUAGAUCUAUGAAUAUACAAACUGCAACUGCAGUGAUAGUGCAUGCUUAUUCAGCGCAGCACUGUUGA